Molecule: messenger RNA, 5160 nt
Organism: Bicyclus anynana (squinting bush brown)
Lineage: Eukaryota; Metazoa; Arthropoda; Insecta; Lepidoptera; Nymphalidae
Gene: Ing3
Product: inhibitor of growth protein 3
Exons: 11
Coding region: 151-1320 (389 amino acids)
Biological process (GO): regulation of DNA-templated transcription
Cellular component (GO): NuA4 histone acetyltransferase complex
Source: RefSeq, a predicted model, not a curated record
GUACUUUUUUACUUGUUCGUAAAAUCGUUAAUGUCGAGUCACGUCAUCCUAAAGCAUAUUUGCGUUAGAUUUAUAAAUACACGAUAAUUAAUAUAUUUUGUGUUAAAAUAAGUGUUCUAAUAACAAGAAAACUUAAUUCAACUCACCAAAAUGUUGUAUCUUGAGGAUUAUUUGGAAAUGAUUGAGCAUUUGCCUCAGGAGCUAAGGGACAGAUUCACGGAAAUGCGAGAAAUGGAUUUAUCAGUUCAGAAUAACAUGGAUACGCUGGAGAAACGUGUGCGGACACUGUUUGGUGGAUGCCGCAGAGGAGAGGUGAACACUGAUCAGGCUAACACUGAGUUUGCCGACAUCAAGAAAGGAUACACCAAAACAUUGGAGGAGGCUGAUGAGAAGGUCACGUUAGCAAAUCAGAUGUACGACUUGGUUGACAGAUAUCUCCGGAGGCUAGAUACAGAACUGCACAAAUUCAAGUGCGAGCUGGAAGCAGACAACAAGGGCAUAACAGAGUUGUUGGAGAAGCGCUCACUGGAUCUGGACACCAAUACUAACCACACCAGCACAUCAAACAAUAACCACUACAAGGACAGCAGAUACCGCAUUCGAGCUGAAAAGAGACGCGACAGUUGGGCUACCCGCGAGUCGCGCGCCCACGCCAGCAACGGCAACAUGUCCAGAACUGAUUCUGCUUUGCAGGCUGCGCUCGGACGUGAUUCUUACUCGCUGGGGCACGCGGGCAGCGCCAUCGCCGCUGCCGCCAGCCAGGCCAUUGCCGCCACGCAGCAGAUGCAGCAGGGGCGGCGCACCGCGUCGCUGAAGGCGUCGUACGAGGCGGUGGCGGGAGAGCUGGCGCACGCUCACCACACGCACCACGACCACGGCCAGGGCAUGUCGUCCACACACGUGGUGCAGAGCGCCGUUCACUCACAUUCCACAUCCACUGCCUCUACUAACAAACGCCAUAAGCAAAAAAAGAGCACGUACGGCAGUUCGAGCAGUGUGGGCGCCUUGCACUCGCAGCAGUCGGUGUCCGCCGCCGCCAGCCGCUCCUCCUCGCCCACUGUUGGUUUGGGCGCGGUAGUGAACAAGGUGACCAUAGAGGAGCCCAUGGAGGAGGAGUGGACCUACGACCCCAACGAGCCGCGCUACUGCAUCUGUAACCAGGUGUCCUACGGGGACAUGGUCGCCUGCGACAACCAGGAUUGUCCAUACGAGUGGUUCCAUUAUCCGUGCGUGGGCAUCACGGCGCCGCCCAAGGGCAAGUGGUACUGCCCGCAGUGUCAGACCAACAUGCGCCGCAACCGCGCGCACCGCAAGAACUGAACCACCACCACCACCACCACAUACCGUCAAUCUUGUCCGGGAUCUCUAUUUGGCUUUGGAUGUAGUGGUGACAUAACAAAUCAAGCUUUUUAUCUGAUUGUGUAAGUGCCGUAGGAUGGAAUUAUGGCUAGAUUCGUAUCUUAUGUCUGAAUAUUUAGAUUCAACUCAUUUAUUGAUUUGUUUGCUCAAUUUUGCCUUUUAUGUUGGCAAAAUCUUUGUGUAAUUGCCCUAAGCCCCUUGAGGCCUCAGCGGCGGCCCAGAGGUUUUGGGCGAGCCUAGUUGAGAGUCUCAUGGGAGCCAUACUGUAGUUGUUUAGUUUAUUUUGCCUUUCUAUUAAGACAUGUUGAAUUUACCAUAAAAUAGUUAAGACAAGUCAAUAAAGUAGGGUGUAAGGUUGCCCAAAGUCGCCAUUCCAUGAAGUAUCAUACUUUAUUACUUCCUUAGGGGGUACGACUUAGGUAAACCACACUGAUUUACUUACAAUAUUAUUUUGUACUAUAAUGUACAUUGUACGUAUGGUGUGAUUAAAAUCGUGUUGUUAAUAUGUUGUGUGUCACAAUAGCGAGUAACUGAAUAUGCUAUCCUUGUUUAUUGUAUUAAAAUGUAAUAAUGUCUAUUUGAUUCUGAGGUACAUUGUAUAUAGAGGGAUUUGAAUUGUUUUGUAUGUGUGGUCUGACCAGCCGCCAUUUUGUUUUUUUUUUCAUAAAUGCUGUUGCAUGUUGUGACCUUAUAUCGAUAGAGGAUAGACUACAUGAUCAUAAAAUAAAUUCACUUUGAGCUUACACUUCCAGAGUUACAUUUAUCAAAAGGUGUUAGGCCAAUAGUCCACCACGCUGCGUUUUUACUAAUCUUGAGACUUAUUUAAUAUAAAAUAGUUAUUUAAAUGUAAUGAAAUAUACCUCAGUCAUUAGUCAAAGUUACACCAUUUAUAACUGCAUCUUUCCUGAACAGCUAAAUGGAUAUAAUUAUUAUAGGACUCAAAAGAUGAUUACAAAUAUAAGAAAACUAAUGUCGAACAAAGGUUAUGAUUCACAACACUUGUCAGGACAACUUAAUUAACAAAUCAAACUGUAACCGAAAUAAGACCCUCAGAAUGGCAGAGAAUGACCUUGAGUGGAGUAACGUACUUGUGAACGAUGUGUGUAGGGUUAAAGGUACCUUUGACUGUAUACAAACACUCCCCUUUUCCACUCAAGUCACUCUCCCCGCCUAUCCUAAGUAACCGAUUAAGAAUUAUACAACAAGAGAUGUGGUCGGCUCGAACGCCACGAGCACACUGAAGCCAAUACGAGAUCGAGCGACGUCAUAUCCGUCACAGACUACUAUUUCCAACACUAAACGGCGAUAACAUUCGGCCAUCCUGGUGGCGCAUCCGUCCCUGGAUCGCGUCCGUCCCUGAUGCAGUUGCGUUUACACUGACAACUUGAGCGUGUACAAACCUCUAUUGAAGGUCGUGUAUGACUCAUUUUUAAUCGAAUGAGUGUGUAUGGGCCUUGUGUAUCUAGGGUUAUGUAUAGCUCAAGUCACCAUUGUAUCUAAGAUCGUGUAUGACUCAUAUUUAUCGAAAAAUGGCAGUAGGGUUACUUAAUCUGGUAACCAAAAUUCACAAAUUUCAAACAGUUAUAAGUUGCAAUUAUUAACACGAAAUCUAUACGGCAAUAUUUCGCGUCUUGUCAUAAUAUUAAAACGCAAAAUUUUAUCGAAAACACCGUGAAACACAAUUUCUGUCCAUACCGUCAAUACUACAUUUAUACCGUCAAUACUUAAAACUUCAAUUCACGAUUCACACACUAUUAACUUUCGAAUUUAACAAUACCGUAAUGUAAAAAUCGGUGUACUAAUUACUCAAUUAUUUUGUUACCCUCUUUUAUGAAAAAUGUUCUCUCAUACUAGAUUUAACAAAGAAAUGUAAUACGAUUUGAUUUAGGGUAGUUUAAAACUUCGUCGUUAUCUUUGUUUAUUUUGUGGGCACAAGUUCUUUAUCGCACUUCUGAUAUUAUAGGACUCAAAAGAUGAUUACAAAUAUAAGAAAACUAAUGUCGAACAAAGGUUAUGAUUCACAACACUUGUCAGGACAACUUAAUUAACAAAUCAAACUGUAACCGAAAUAAGACCCUCAGAAUGGCAGAGAAUGACCUUGAGUGGAGUAACGUACUUGUGAACGAUGUGUGUAGGGUUAAAGGUACCUUUGACUGUAUACAAACACUCCCCUUUUCCACUCAAGUCACUCUCCCCGCCUAUCCUAAGUAACCGACUAAGAAUUAUACAACAAGAGAUGUGGUCGGCUCGAACGCCACGAGCACACUGAAGCCAAUACGAGAUCGAGCGACGUCAUAUCCGUCACAGACUACUAUUUCCAACACUAAACGGCGAUAACAUAAUAUAUCAAAUUAUUAUAAUAGGUAGCCUAAAAUAGCAUACAUGCUAAUUUUAUCCCGAUGUUUUCACGUUAACGGGAUCUUAACCGCACGGUACAGGUAGUGUGAUAAAAUAUUAUAAAUUAGUGCAAAAAUUUGUGUUUUAGCUGGGUAAUGAAAACUUUUUUCCGGAAGGCACCUGAAUUAUUGCGAUUGUGGAUUAUACUAAUUUUGAUUUAACACCUAAGGGGCCCCUGUAGUCCGAGGCUACCCCAUGCUUCAGAACUAAGAACUCACGGCCUCUUGGAACGUUGUGCCAAGAGUACGUAGUAUCUUGUCAGUCCUGUCACACCCUCAUUGGCGUAUCUAGGAUUAUUUCCUGGGGUUGACCUAGCCCCCGACAUGAAAAUACUCGAGAUUCUUUAUAUACCUACCUACUAUGUAAUUGUUAUUAAUUUGAUAUUUAAAACGAUUUUUGUGUACUAUCAGUAUUUUGGGAGUCCUUCAUAGAAUUUAAAAUUCGUUGCCUAGAAUCCUAAGGUGGGCACCGGACCAAUCUAGGGUAGGCACGCCCCACCCGGCCUCACCCCUAUAUACGCCCAUGCACACCCUAUAGGUUACCAUGCCACUGCAUUUAUAAGAGAAGUCACACCGUGCGGCGUACAUUUGAAAGAAAGAAAGAAAGAAGAAAGAAAGAUCUUUAUUUUUAAGUAAUGCCACAUAUCACAUUAAAUCUAAAUUAUAACAUUAUGGCUUCACGUCCACUCAAACAGUGGAGCACUAAAGAAUGCCCUGUAAUAUGUGGCACAACCUAGAAAAAGGCCCCAACUCAGCAUUUUGCCGCAUACUUUCAAUAAAAAAGUAUGCAGCACUGAUUUUCAGUUAGGACCCAGUUCAGGUGCCGCCACGCACACAGUUCAACAGUUUACGUAAACUAUUAAAUACAAUUAUUAAGAACUAAUUAAAACUAACUAGGUAGACACAUUGAUUUAAAAAAAAAAAAACAGAAAACUUAAACAUAACGAUGAAAAACAAAAUUAAUGAUACAAAUAAAAAUUACCUGCAAUAUAAUUAUGUAUACUUUUUUUUUUUUGUUAAUAACUCUUUUUACUAAUUUAUAGAUAACUAAAUACUUGUUAUUAAAUAUAUAUUACAUAUACAUUUGUAGUUAUGCGGCAAAAUGUUUCCGGUGCGGCGCCGCACCGCAGCGUAUGGCUUCAUUCUAUCGAUGUGGAAUUCGCAUAGGAUUUCUACUGCUACCUAAAUUAGGUCUUUAUAGGCUAACAAAAUAACUGCAAGUUUUAUGUUAUUGGUUAAUACUUACAAAAAAAAAAAAUAUUUUCAAUUGUCAAAAUGGUUGAACUAGACUAGUUGUGCUUAGUCUUUAACUUUUUAUUACCUUGUGUAAAAUCAUGUCUCGUUUGUGUGCGUAUCGUAACAUGUGCAUACUUACCUACUUUUCAAAAUAAAAUCGUAUAAAAAG